Dromiciops gliroides (monito del monte) is the source of this 1539-nucleotide messenger RNA. RefSeq names its product matrix metallopeptidase 27 (gene MMP27). Lineage: Eukaryota; Metazoa; Chordata; Mammalia; Microbiotheria; Microbiotheriidae. Gene Ontology annotation, molecular function: zinc ion binding; metalloendopeptidase activity. The record is from RefSeq and is a predicted model, not a curated record. The coding region runs from base 1 to 1539 and encodes 512 amino acids. Gene Ontology annotation, cellular component: extracellular matrix. The transcript is spliced from 10 exons. Gene Ontology annotation, biological process: proteolysis; extracellular matrix organization; collagen catabolic process.
AUGAAGAUCUUACCCUUCCUCUGUUUGUUCUCUCUAGCGUCUUCUUCUGCUUUUCCUACAGAUACAAAGAUGGAACAUGAAGAAAGCAGGCAGCUGGCUCAGGCAUAUUUAGGUCAGUUCUAUACACUUGAAACAGAAGGGAGCCAUCUUGUUCAAACCAAGAGAAAUGUCUCCUUAGAUGGAAAGCUCCGGGAAAUGCAAGCAUUUUUUGGAUUGACAGUGACUGGGAGACUUGACUCUAAGACCCUUGAGAUCAUGAAACAGCCCAGAUGUGGGAUGCCUGAUGUGGGUCAAUAUGGCUAUAUUUUACCUGGGUGGAGAAAACACAGCCUCACCUAUAGGAUAUUGAACUAUACUCCUGAUAUGGAAAAAACUGAUGUGGAGGAAGCCAUCCAAAAGGCUCUGGAAGUGUGGAGCAAGGUGACCCCACUAACAUUCACCAGGAUUUCCAAAGGCAUUGCUGACAUCAUGGUUGCUUUUAGGACCAAAGUCCAUGGUAAAUGCCCUCGCCAUUUUGAUGGUCCACUGGGAGUCCUGGGUCAUGCUUUCCCUCCAGGCUGGGGAAUUGGUGGAGACACCCACUUUGAUGAGGAUGAAAAUUGGACCAAAGAUUCAAGUGGAUUCAACUUGUUUCUUGUAGCUGCUCAUGAGUUUGGCCAUUCCCUGGGCCUCUCACAUUCCAAUGAUCCAAGUGCCUUGAUGUUCCCAAAUUAUGCUUUCAUUGAUCCCAGCAAAUCUCCCCUUUCUCAGGAUGAUAUCAAGGGCAUUCAGUCUAUCUACGGAUCCUCACCUAAGGUACCUGCUAAGCCAAAGAGACCCACUAUCCCCCAAGCUUGUGACCCUAAUUUGACUUUUGAUGCUGUUACCACCUUCCGCAGAGAAGUAAUGUUCUUUAAAGACAGGCAUUUGUGGAGAAUUUAUCAUGAAGUCUCAGAAAUUGAAUUUGAAUUAAUCUCUUCAUUUUGGCCAUCUCUACCAGAUGGUAUUCAAGCUGCAUAUGAAAAUGACAGGGAUGAAAUUCUGAUUUUUAAAGAUGGAAAUUUCUGGAUUAUCAGUUCAUAUACCAUUCUGCCAGGUUAUCCCAAGUCCAUCUACGACCUUGGCUUUCCGAGGCGCACAAAAAAAAUAGAUGCUGCUCUCUUUAAUAGGAACACAAGAAAAACCUAUUUCUUUGUUGAAGAUAAGUACUGGAGAUAUGAUGAAAUAAACCAAUACAUGGAAAGAGGUUACCCUAGAAGGAUAAAAGGACUAUUUCCAGGAAUUGAUCUCCCAGUUGAUGCUGCAUUCCAGUAUAAGAGAUUCUUCUAUUUCUUCAGUGGGACAAAACAAUUUGAGAUCAACCCUGAAACCAAGAAUAUUACUCGAGUUUUGAAGGCCAACACCUGGUUCAAGUGUCAAAAAGCAUUAAACUCAUCACCUUAUUAUGGUUUUAACCAGGAAAAAAAUUCAAAUUCAAAAUCAGUUCAAGUGAUUUCUCAACAGAGUUUUAUAUUCCUUAUUUACUCUAUCACUCAUCUGAUGACAGAAAUCUCCAGCUGA